AUGGGCAAGCACAGACUCGACGACGGAACCUCCGCAAAACACGAAAAGAAGCGACAGAAGAAAGAUCGCAAAGAAGCCCUCAAGUACGAAGACAUUACACCCGAAUCCACCGACAUCACCGCCGAGAGCACACCUGCACCAGGCGAGCAAGACGAGGAAAAUGGCAAAUACAAGCAGAGUCCAGCUCUUACAGGUUUACCACAAGCCGACGUAGAUAACUACUUGAAGGCAGAGAACGUUCAGAUCACAGACCCUCAGAGCACGUCCUUACGACCUAUCUUGCAGUUCAGCCACCUCCCAGCCGAGAUCACCACGCUCUUCUCCUCGUUCCUAUCGCAAUUCGAAAAACCUUCUUCUAUCCAAUCUUCUGCCUGGCCGUUCUUGCUCUCUGGGCGAGACGUAGUAGGAAUUGCAGAGACAGGAUCUGGCAAAACUCUAGCUUUCGGCUUGCCACUUAUACAAUGUCUUACCAGUCUCAAGAAAAAGAAGGGUAUUCGCGCCGUCGUCGUAGCGCCUACUCGCGAACUUGCUAUUCAGGUGUUCGAGCAGAUCGACAAACUCAGCCAGGCGUCCUCGUCCUCGAAGCUGAAAGCGACUUGCGUUUAUGGCGGAACCAACAAAGAUGAGCAGCGCAGGAACCUGAAAGGUUGCAAUAUCAUAGUCGCUACACCUGGUCGGCUAAAAGAUUUCAUGAGCGACGGCACAAUAGACGUGAGCAAGACUCGCUAUCUUGUUCUCGACGAGGCAGAUCGCAUGCUCGAUAAAGGUUUCGAGGACGAUAUCAAGCACAUAAUUUCCUCUAUGCCUUCUAGUUCGAAGCGUCAAACAGCAAUGUUUACAGCCACUUGGCCUAGAUCGAUUCGCGAACUAGCAAGUACCUUCAUGUCAGAUCCAGUACGUAUCACGAUCGGACGUGGUGGUCCAGCUGCCUCAGCCGACGAUGAGAACGAGGAUGACCACGGCGAAUUGAGGGCAAAUCCACGUAUCAAGCAGACCGUCGAAGUCAUGGACGGAUACGAUAAGACCGGUCGUCUUCUGCAAAUACUGAGAAAACAACCGAAAGACGACAAGAUACUAGUCUUUGCACUAUACAAGAAAGAAGCCUCGAGGCUCGAAGAGCUCAUCCGCCGUAAUGGCUACGCAGUCGCCGGAAUCCACGGUGAUCUCGCUCAAGCAGCUCGAGAGCGGUCCUUAGCCGCAUUCAAGUCUGGCAGCAGCACGAUUCUCGUCGCUACCGAUGUCGCUGCUCGUGGUCUUGACAUACCCAAUGUCAAGCUCGUUCUCAACGUAACUUUCCCACUCACGGCCGAAGACUACGUCCACAGAAUAGGCCGAACGGGACGUGCAGGUAAAGACGGCACAGCGAUCACGUUCUUCACAGAGCAGGACAAACAGCUCGCGGGUGGUUUGGUGAAUGUACUGAAGGGAGCCGGACAACCUGUUCCAGACGAUUUGUUGAAGUUUGGUACGACAGUAAAGAAGAAGCAGCAUGAGGCUUAUGGUGCUUUUGGUCCGAAAGAGGGGAUGGAAGGAAGAAAGAGUACGAAAGUAACUUUUGAUGACUGA
Molecule: messenger RNA, 1566 nt
Organism: Lithohypha guttulata
Lineage: Eukaryota; Fungi; Ascomycota; Eurotiomycetes; Chaetothyriales; Trichomeriaceae
Gene: DBP3
Product: RNA-dependent ATPase
Exons: 1
Coding region: 1-1566 (521 amino acids)
Molecular function (GO): ATP binding; nucleic acid binding
Source: RefSeq, a predicted model, not a curated record